GCAGUGAAAACAAACAACCAAAAAAAGGGGGGCAGAAGAAGAAGAAGAUCCCGCCCACUGGGACGCAUGAAAAAUACGUCACGGAAGUAAACAAGAGCAUGUCGCACAGACAGGCUCAAACAAGAGAAAUGAACGGUCAAGCGGACGGAGAAGUUGACUACAAGCGGAAAUACAAAAAUCUGAAACGAAAACUAAAAUUUCUUGUUUAUGAACAGGAAUGCUUUCAGGAGGAGCUGAGGAGAGCACAGAGAAAACUUCUCAAAGUUUCCAGGGACAAAAGCUUCCUUUUGGACAGACUGCUACAGUAUGAGAGGAUAGAUGAAGACUCCUCAGAUUCAGAUGCAACAGUUUCUUCAGAAAACAGCGAAGGAGAAGGCCCCAGGGAGAGGGAACGGGAACGAGAUGGUGUAAAGAAACGAAGAAAUAGUCUGGGGACAUGUCUUUCUUCAUCAUCCUCCCCUCAUCUCUCCCUGUUGUCCCGGCCUGGUGUAAAUCCCCUACAGUCAUCAGGUGCUGGACCCUACCUCAACACUAUGCCCUUCCCGCCAGAGUAUUUGGCUCCCCCAGCUGAACGAAUGAAGAGAGAGAAAAAAACAAAGACGCCUAAAAACAAGAGAGAGACUGCGGGGAAGGUUGUUGCCCCAAUGGCACCUAAUUACCCAUCAGCCACCGCGGCCCCUCCGGCAACCAGUGGCCCCUUCAGCUGGGUACCCAGACAAAUGCUUAGUGGAGAUGCUGCUGACGAAGAGGGAGACAGCGAUGGAGACAGCGACAGAGGAGAGGAGGACAGAGGGGAGGGAGACGAGGCUGAACUAGUCAUUGACAUCCCUAAUGAGUGAGCCUGAGUGUGUGUUUAGAUGUAUUUAUAAGCAGAAAAGUAGAGAUUCUACAUCUGUUUGUGCUAAAGUGAAAGACAGAACACGCCUCACUGUAUGGUUGACAUUUUCAGAAGAGGAGUUAAGCGCCCCCUUGUGGACUUUUGCUUAAUUUCAGUAUCACUGUCAAAAUAUCUCCAAGAUAAUUUUGGUGUAUUUUGUAUGUGAAGAAUUAAAUCUCUGACAAAACUACAGUUUGUACAUUUUAAAAGAAAAAUCCACAGGCACUGGAAAGUUUGCAUACUUUGCUUUUUGCACAGUUACAAGCUACCUGUAGAUUAAUUUUUGUGUAACAACUAGGUGUGUCCUGCACCUGCAGAGAGCUUGCUUGUUACAGGCAGUUUAGAAACCUGUCAUUUGUACUAUGUUAAAUUUUUUUUUUUAACAAAUUGUCAAAAAUCAAAACUACUUCAUGUGAAUGAAGAUAUAUUAUUUUUUACAUGUAUUAAAUGGUGUGUGUCAGAAAAUAAAAUGUAAAAUGACUUCA
Molecule: messenger RNA, 1362 nt
Organism: Scatophagus argus
Lineage: Eukaryota; Metazoa; Chordata; Actinopteri; Scatophagidae
Gene: ino80e
Product: INO80 complex subunit E
Exons: 8
Coding region: 99-839 (246 amino acids)
Biological process (GO): chromatin remodeling
Cellular component (GO): nucleus; Ino80 complex
Source: RefSeq, a predicted model, not a curated record